Molecule: messenger RNA, 369 nt
Organism: Gracilinanus agilis (Agile Gracile Mouse Opossum)
Lineage: Eukaryota; Metazoa; Chordata; Mammalia; Didelphimorphia; Didelphidae
Gene: DNAL4
Product: dynein axonemal light chain 4
Exons: 3
Coding region: 33-347 (104 amino acids)
Biological process (GO): microtubule-based process
Cellular component (GO): dynein complex
Molecular function (GO): dynein intermediate chain binding; dynein light intermediate chain binding
Source: RefSeq, a predicted model, not a curated record
CUCUUUCCUCAGCUGCUCACAGUGGAAAGAUCAUGGGAGAAGAAGGGAAGAAAGACGAUGCAGAUUAUAAGAGACUACAAACCUUCCCUCUGAUCAGACACUCAGACAUGCCAGAGGAGAUGAGAGUGGAGACCAUGGAGUUAUGUGUCACCGCCUGUGAGAAAUACUCCAACAACAACGAGAGUGCUGCCAAGAUGAUCAAGGAGACCAUGGACAAGAAGUUUGGUUCAUCCUGGCACGUGGUGAUUGGUGAAGGCUUCGGCUUUGAGAUUACCCACGAGGUGAAGAAUCUGCUGUACCUAUACUUUGGGGGCACCCUGGCCGUGUGUGUCUGGAAAUGCUCCUGACACAGGCCCCCCCCUGCCCCCU